This is a messenger RNA of Agrilus planipennis (emerald ash borer), 5227 nucleotides long. Its product is annotated as protein artichoke. The record is from RefSeq and is a predicted model, not a curated record. The transcript is spliced from 5 exons. Gene Ontology annotation, molecular function: protein binding. NCBI's taxonomy places the organism in Eukaryota, Metazoa, Arthropoda, Insecta, Coleoptera, Buprestidae. Bases 500 to 4624 code for a protein of 1374 amino acids.
UCGACUACGUGGCCGAGUAGAGGGGGGACAUCCGUUGCACGAUUUCGUUACAUAGCAACUCGCAUGAAACGAACUUAAAAACACUUCGCGAUUUAUAGAAGGCUGGUAGUGUUUGAAAGUGCGCAAUUGUUAUAUGUAACGUUUUGCCAUUUCUAUCUACAUGGACAAACAGGGCGAACGAAUUUAUAGAGAAGAGAGUUUAGACGUUUCUGAUAAUGUUUUUGCUUAUCAGACUGUUAUGGGGAAUAUUUUUGGACCCUUUAUAUUCAAAUCAAUCACUAACGAUGGCUGCUGUAAGCUUCGCGGGCUUCUAAUAACCAACUGUCAUCGUCAUAAGGAGAAGAGCGAGGCAUUUGGGAGAAGUAAUUAGUCAAUGUUGUUAGCCUUCUAACACCAAGUGCAAUCUGAGUGAACGUGCAAUUAAUUUUCAUUUUACUUCCCCGCAAAUCUCGAUUCUAACAGGUAAACAAAUCCAAGACUUCUAAACUAUGGCUGUAACAUGAUGGCGCAAUAUGGCGCCAUUACCGCCUGUCUAAUAUUUUUGUCGAGCCUGUUGGUCGCUCAGGACAGCAACAAUUGUCCCAGUUUUGCCAUAAACCCUUCCUGUCCGUGUUACAACUUCGAAGAUGGCAUAUUCCUGGAGUGCCCGGCUGCCACGGCCCACUCGAUCCAUUCCGUUCUGCAAGUCGUAUCUGGACCCAUCCAAUCGCUCAGCAUCUACGACUUGGACAAAUCCAUCACCAGACUCACGCCCGAUUUAUUCCCGGACGGGACCGUCAUUAGACACUUUCAGAUAACACAAUCCAACCUGGAAGACCUGCACGACGACUGCUUCCUAACUCUCCGGCCUUUUCUCGAGUCUCUCAGUUUCGUUUCGGGAAAGCUCAGGGAGAUUCCUCAGAAGACGUUUUCCGGACUGGUGAAACUGAUAGCGUUAAACCUCGAGUCAAAUCUGAUCAGCGAUCUGCCCAGUUACAGUUUCUACGGACUGCACCUGAUCAAAUUGAAUUUAAAGGGAAACCUUAUCAAAAAAGUGUCCGAAUACGCCUUUGCCGGUUUAGAAGAUACCCUUUCCGAACUGGACAUGGCCGAAAACAAGCUGAAACAGUUCCCCAUGGCCGCAUUCAGGAGACUGGAACGAUUAAAAAUGCUGAGACUGGCAUGGAACGAAAUCAGUUCUUUUCCGGACGACGGCUAUUCAAAACUCGACUCGCUGAUGUUCUUAGAUAUGAGUUCUAACAAUUUCGAAAGCUUAAAGGAAGAUUGUUUUCGACCGAGUCCGUCCAUAAGAACGCUAUCGCUUUACUAUAACGUCAUAGAGAGCGUGCACCACAGUGCUUUCGUGUCCCUCUUGGAACUCGAGACCGUCGAUCUGAGUCACAACAAAAUUGUCUUCUUAGACAAAAGAACUUUCCAGUCUAAUAAGAAAUUACGAUCGAUAGACAUCAGUCACAAUCAUAUACAUUACAUAGGCGGACUGUUCGCCCGAUUGCCGGAUUUGAAGGAGCUGUUCCUGUCGGAAAAUAACAUCCUGGAGAUUCCGAGGAACGCGUUCACCGACUCGUCCGAAUUGUCCGUGAUAUAUCUGCAGCAGAACGCCGUCAGGCACAUUGAUCCCGUCGCAUUCGAAACGCUAGUAAACCUGGCUCAAUUACACCUAAGCUCCAACUUCAUCCCCUUAAUCCCGAGGACACUAUUCCAUAACAAUAGAAACCUUACGUCUUUAAGUCUCGAUAGCAACUGGAUCGGAGAUUUGGAACCGGGCGUUUUUGAUAAGGUCAUUAAUUUACGCGAAAUACGGCUUCACAAUAAUAGAAUUAGGAACGUGUACAGGGGCGUUUUUCACCCCUUGCCCGUACUACUCGAAUUGCAUCUGCAAUACAAUCAAAUAACGUCUAUCGAUUCGGGAUCGUUCCACAGCCUGCUCAGUCUCCAGCACGUGAAUCUCCAAGGGAACAUGCUGUCCGAAUUAGGGGAUGUUUUUCUGCGCGAAUCUUCUUCCCUGGUCUCCAUCCAGCUGGACGCCAACAGAAUAGUAAACCUUCACAAUGAUUCCCUUAGAGGACAGUCGAGCGUCCAGAUAAUGUGGCUAGGGCAUAAUAAAUUAACAAGGAUAGACAGAGCCCUUUUCAGCGAUCUGCUGCUCAUCCAGAGGGUCUACCUGACCAAUAAUAGCAUCUCUCACAUCGAAGAGAAGGCCUUUGAACCCAUGCAGUCCCUUAAGUUCCUAGAUUUGAGCAUUAACAAGCUCAAAUCUGUCACCACCAAAUCAUUUUGCGAGCUUCACGAACUCGAAGAGCUGAACUUGUCAAGUAACAGGAUAACGUUUAUCGAACGACGGGCGUUUUCUAAUUUAAAGAAGCUCCGCAUACUGGACUUGUCUCAUAACAAUCUCGACGUAAUCCAUUCGGAAAUAUUCCAGGAACCGUUGCCGAUUAGGGUCCUGAACGUCAUGAAUUGUUCUAUAAAUAAAGUGGAGAAAGACGCGUUCAAGAAACUGAAUAAUCUAAACGAGUUGAACUUGGCGCAUAACAACUUGACGUCGUCGGAAGGGCUACUCAACUUGGAUAUUCCCGGACUGCGGGUUCUCAAGGUGUCUCACAAUUAUUUCCGGGAAGUAACCGAGGACGCGCUAAGUGGAUUACCAUCCCUCCAGUCCAUUUACCUGGAUCACUGCGACAUUGAAGUGUUGCCGAAGAACACAUUCGCCAAUAACAAAAAUUUAUUGACCAUAGAUCUGACCGGUAACCAAUUGAGUGAACUUUUGCACAGCACCUUCUUGACUUUAAACGUCAUCAGAGAUUUGAAAUUAUCCAAAAACGCAUUUACCGAGCUGCCCUACACGGCGCUUCUUAACAUAUCCACACUGAUAAGCCUUUCAUUGUCGUUUAAUAAGAUGUCGAAUUUGGAGUUGUCGCGACUCAACGGCCUGCCGAAUCUGAAAGAGUUGGACAUCAGCCACAACGAAAUUUCUUCACUGUCGGGCUUCGCGGUAGCAAACUUGACUCAGCUGGUGUCCGUGGACUUGAGUUUCAACUCGCUAAUGGCCCUUCCCGUCAACUUCUUCCACCGCUCCGUUAAUUUAAGAAGGAUCGACCUGUCGAACAAUAAAUUUCGUCAGAUUCCCACCGGAAGUUUAUCGCAGCAGACGCUACCAAAUUUGACGUGGCUGAACCUGACAGGGAACCCGAUAACGAAGCUGCACGACACUGCAACAUCCCACAAGUAUCCGUCGUUGGAAGAGAUUCACAUAAGCGCCACCAACUUAUCGUUACUCACCAGUAAAGAUUUCGAAUCGUUCCCUAUACUUUUGCACGUAUUCCUGGAUCACAACAGGAUCUCGAGGAUAUCGCCGGGCGCGUUCAGCAACCUACCCCAGCUUCUUACGUUAGACUUGGGGGUGAACGAUAUCGAACUCCUUCCGCAGGAACGCCUGAAAGGCUUAACUCACUUACGUUUAUUGAAUCUAACAAGGAACCGACUCAAAGAGCUGGAAGAUUUCCCCGCGGACCUGCAGUCAUUACAGGUUCUUGAUGUAUCUUACAACCAAGUGGGCAGGAUCAGUAAAACCACCUUCCGCUACUUGGAGAACUUAGCCGAGCUCUACCUUUUCGGGAAUUGGAUAACUUCCGUAUCCGUAGACGCUUUUAAACCUCUCAAGAAACUCAGAACUCUCGACAUCAGCAAAAACUAUUUGGAGAACAUCCCUUUAAACGCAUUUAGACCACUCGAAACUCAGAUACGUAGUUUAAGGACAGAAGAGAACCCGAUCUCCUGCAGCUGCGAAUCGCAAGAGUUCUGGGAAUGGUUGCAGGAUCAUCAGAAGCUGGUGCAAAUCGCCACGAGAAAGGACCUCCGCUGUGAGCAGCCUCCGGAGUUGAGAGGACGCAUAUUUUUGGACUUGAUCCCUGAGCAAUUUUGCGACAAACCUUUGGUAGUAAAACUGGGCAUCCAAGACAUUCAACCGUACUCCGUCUUGGUAUCUUGGCAAAGCAGGAACCACUCGGGUCUGAAUGGGUUUCAAGUGGCCUUCUACGCACUUGAUAGCGUCAGUGACAUACGCGGAAAAAUCCUAGACAGUUCGUCUCGUUCCACUAGAGUAACCGGGUUGUUCCCGUCAUCUCGGUAUCUGAUUUGCGUAAUAGCCCUAGGGAACUGGAUAACUAGGAGAAGUGAACUUGCGGCGUCCCACGUAAUCACAAACAAUUUCGUGAAUCAUUCUGAACCGUCGGACUUAGAAGUAUAUAGUGAUAGGUUGAUGCCCCUGCUGGUGGAUUCCCCGACGAGUAAGUGCGAGGAAGUGGGGACUUUGGACACGUUAGAAGGCAUUCCCGACGGACUCGGAGGCUUUUCCGAACACGGCACCGACGUACAGUCGAUUCUGACCAGGAGAUUAGGACUUAUAAUCGGUUGCUGCAUGGGAUUUGUAGUGUUCAUAGUUCUUGUGUCGGUGUUGGGAUAUUUGAAGCUGAAGAAACAAAGAAGGGCCAUCAAAAGGGACCAACCGAACGUACCGCCGGAAUAUUUAUCGUAUCGGCAUUUUUCCAUACAAAGUGGCGAAGCAGGAGGUCAAGGAGCCCAUCCCCGAUUUAUCGAAAGUAUUAACACAACGUCUUUUAAUUAAACUUAAUUAAUAAAAAUGCAGUGAUACGAUCUAUAAACAUUUACUUAUGAUACGAAAUUUAAAAACAAAAACGAAUUUUUUAUGACAAAGGAAUACAAAAACAACUUUUAAUUAUAACGUUAUUAAGAGUACUUAGAUAUAAAGUUUUUAUUGAAACAAAAAUAUCGAAUCGAAAAUACAGAUAGUAUCUAUAUUUAAUGAAAACACUCAUCUAGCAAAUCACUUACUUUUAUUUAUAACGUGAAACAAAAUGUAAUGUCAACGAAUUUCUAUUUGCAUCAAAACAAUGUAUCAAAAAAACAAAAAACUGUCGUUAAAAACAAAUGAUAAUGACUUUUGGAGACAUUACGUGUUCAUUCACUGUUUGUAAGUGUUUACCUUUCACUCAGAUUAAUUUAUCAAUAACUAAUUAGUGAAGUUAUCUAUUAAUGUCGAUGUGUAGAAAAUACAGAAAAAUCCCUCAAAACUGAAACGAUGUUAUAGUAACAUUUUCUGUUCACACUUCAAAAAAAAAAAUAAUAAAAAAUAAAAUAAAAAUCAAGACCUUUUUGUGACAUUGUAAAUAACACUAACAAGUAAUUAAUAAAAAUUGUUUCCAAUUAU